UUUGCCCAGGCAUGUACUGUACUAGAUCAGGACAGUAGGAGGGCUUUAUGAAUCAUAGUCUGAUGGCAAGCAGUUAAAUAGAACUGCAGCAUCCUGAACACACAGUCCAGUUUUUUGAGAGAGAUUUACUUGUGCAUAAAUGUGUAGAACCAGAACAACCAUGGCCAGUUCUAAGUGGAUUCUGAGCUCCCUGGGGAAAGGUCCUGCCAGACGGAACCUGUUUGGCCCAGUGGACCAUGAGCAGCUGCAGCAGGAGUACCAGAAUGCCUUGCGCAGAGACCUGGAGGACGCCUGCCACCGCUGGGGCUUUGAUUUCCUGUCAGAGAAGCCUCUGGCUGGGGGAGACUUCCAGUGGGAGGGGGUUCUAAGCACCAAGCUGCCUCUCCUCUACCAACCCUGCCUUUUGGGUCAGGGGGAGGCACAGAUGGAGGGAGGCCUGGUGGCCAUCACAGGGAGGGUCAGGGCAGGGCCUUUGCACCGUGGCAAAGAGAAUAUCCCUUGCACCCCUGAGAAGUGCAUAGCCAACCACCAGAAUCUGGAGAAAACACCAGACAAGAAGGAGAACACCAACCACAAUGAAAACAGACUGACCACGAAACAGACCGAAGACUAAACAGACCAACCUCACAGGCAGGAGCGUUUGUGUCGUGUGUGGAUGUAGAGAUUUCUACCAAGCCAAGAAGAGAGUGGUGGGUACGCAGUGUAAGUCAGACCAGUGAUUUCAGGGCACACAGUCACAGCUGCCAGGGAGCCAACAUUCGGGACAGAACCACAGCAAACACUACUUCUCGCAGGAACCCACAC
Oncorhynchus mykiss (rainbow trout) is the source of this 804-nucleotide messenger RNA. RefSeq names its product cyclin-dependent kinase inhibitor 1. Gene Ontology annotation, biological process: regulation of G1/S transition of mitotic cell cycle; signal transduction by p53 class mediator; negative regulation of cyclin-dependent protein serine/threonine kinase activity. The record is from RefSeq and is a predicted model, not a curated record. Gene Ontology annotation, cellular component: nucleus; cyclin-dependent protein kinase holoenzyme complex. NCBI's taxonomy places the organism in Eukaryota, Metazoa, Chordata, Actinopteri, Salmoniformes, Salmonidae. Gene Ontology annotation, molecular function: cyclin-dependent protein serine/threonine kinase inhibitor activity.